AGGUGGCAGUGCCCUGGCCCUCACCCUGGAGGUGACCGUGUCUUGGAGUCCCCUCUCGCCCUCCAGGGAGCUCUUCCAGAGGAGCUCAGCACCUUGCAUCCGCAGCCACCAGGGAGACCCCACGCCCGCCAUGGUUUCCGAGUUUGGACUCCCCAGCUUCAUCUCAGCCACCGAGCUGCUCCUGGCCUCUGCCGUCUUCUGCCUGGUGUUCUGGGCGGCUGGAGCCUCAAAACCUCGGGUCCCCAAAGGCCUGAAGAGUCUGCCGGGGCCCUGGGGCUGGCCCCUGCUCGGGCACGUGCUGACGCUGGGCAAGAACCCACACGUGGCGCUGGCGCGGCUGAGCCGGCGCUACGGGGACGUGUUCCAGAUCCACCUGGGCUCCACGCCCGUGGUGGUGCUCAGCGGCCUGGACACCAUCAAGCAGGCCUUGGUGCGGCAGGGCGACGACUUCAAGGGCCGGCCUGACCUCUACAGCUUCUCCAUCAUCAUUAAGGGCCAGAGCAUGACCUUCGGCUCAGACUCGGGGCCCCUGUGGGCUGCCCGCCGGCGCCUGGCCCAGAACGCCCUGAAGAGCUUCUCCAUCGCCUCCGACCCGGCCUCCUCCAGCUCCUGCUACCUGGAGGAGCACGUGAGCCAGGAGGCCGAGCACCUCAUUGGCAAGUUCCGGGAGCUGAUGGCGGCAGUGGGGCGCUUCGACCCCUACAGGUACGUGGUGGUGUCGGUGGCCAACGUCAUCUGUGCCAUGUGCUUCGGCCGGCGCUACGACCAUGACGACCAGGAGCUGCUGAGCCUCGUCAACCUGAGCGAUGAGUUCGGGAAGGUAGCGGCCUCCGGAAGCCCAGCCGACUUCUUCCCCAUCCUGCGCUACCUGCCCAACCCUGCCCUGGACACCUUCAAAGACCUGAACGAGAGGUUCUACAGUUUCACCCAGGAGAGGGUCAAGGAACACUGCAGAAGCUUUGAGAAGGGCCACAUCCGGGACAUCACAGACAGCCUGAUCGAGCACUACCAGGGGGACAGGCUGGACGAGAACGCCAACAUCCAAGUGUCGGACGAGAAGAUCGUUGCUAUCGUCUUGGACCUCUUUGGAGCUGGGUUUGACACCAUCACAACUGCCAUCUCCUGGAGCCUCAUGUACCUGGUGACCAAUCCCGGGGUACAGAGAAAGAUCCAGGAAGAGCUGGAUGCUGUGGUUGGCAGGGCGCGGCGGCCGCAGUUCUCGGACAGACCCCAGCUGCCCUACCUGGAUGCCUUCAUCCUGGAGACCUUCCGACACACCUCUUUCCUCCCCUUCACCAUCCCCCACAGCACCACAAGAGACACCAGUCUAGGUGGCUUUUACAUCCCCAAGGGACACUGUGUCUUCGUGAACCAGUGGCAGAUCAACCACGACCCGGAGCUGUGGGGUGACCCCGAAGCCUUCCGGCCCGAGCGGUUUCUCACCCCCAGCGGUGCGGUGGACAAGGUGCUGACGGAGAGGGUGCUGCUCUUCGGGCUGGGCAAGCGCAGGUGCAUCGGGGAGACCAUCGGCCGCCUGGAGGUCUUCCUCUUCCUGGCCACGCUGCUGCAGCAGGUGGAAUUCAGCGUGUCGCCCGGCGCGACGGUGGACAUGACCCCCAUCUACGGGCUGACCAUGAAGCACGCCCGCUGUGAACACUUCCAAGCAAAGCUGCGCUUCGAGGCCUAGACUCUGUGCCCCGGGCCUGACCGGGCAGCCUGUGCAGGGGGACCUGUGCAGGGGGCUGUACUUCCGCCUGAAGCUCACAGCCACUGGUCGCGCCGAUUCUGUGCUGUCUUGGCCGUGGGCAAACCGGAGGAACUCAGCCUGCCCCCUCCUCUGGACUUGUCCCUCUGCGUGUUGGCCGCGGUGGGGGCCCCACAGGAGCUGCUGGAGGGAGGAGGCCAUGAGGGCCUCUGAGGAACUCUGGAAGCCCCCACGCCCCACGGGUGGCAGGCCCCGUGUGGGUGCUGACUGGCUGGGGAAACACGAGAGUGGGCCCCAUCAGGGCCUGUGCAGCCUCGCUGACAACCCAGAGCAGCCAGGAGUGAAGGGUGAGACAGCCCAGGGUGCUGGCCCCCAGAGGGCUGAGCCGUGUGCCCUGGGGGUCUGGGACACUGGGCCUAUGGGACAAACAGGGCCUCCUCCUGGGAGCAGAGAGCGGAGCGGGUGCACGUGUCCGGGUGCCGGCACAGGGGCUGGUGUUCCCAGCGCCUUCUCCACGUCCCGUGUUAAAAUGUCUGUCUUUAACAUUAACGCCCUGUGAUGCGCUUGCCUGCUUGCUUAAGAGCCGUUUAUUGAGUGUAAUAGAGAGGAUUCUAACCAGCCGCGUGGCGGUGUGAAUAAACACACUACCCAGA
Lepus europaeus (European hare) is the source of this 2358-nucleotide messenger RNA. Its product is annotated as cytochrome P450 1A1. Lineage: Eukaryota; Metazoa; Chordata; Mammalia; Lagomorpha; Leporidae. Gene Ontology annotation, molecular function: heme binding; steroid 17-alpha-monooxygenase activity; iron ion binding. Gene Ontology annotation, biological process: hormone biosynthetic process; progesterone metabolic process. The transcript has 7 exons. The coding region runs from base 131 to 1687 and encodes 518 amino acids. The record is from RefSeq and is a predicted model, not a curated record.